Messenger RNA from Mauremys reevesii (Reeves's turtle), 4415 nucleotides. RefSeq names its product chromosome 22 C19orf47 homolog (gene C22H19orf47). The record is from RefSeq and is a predicted model, not a curated record. The coding region runs from base 204 to 1292 and encodes 362 amino acids. The transcript has 10 exons. Lineage: Eukaryota; Metazoa; Chordata; Testudines; Geoemydidae. Gene Ontology annotation, cellular component: nucleus.
CCCGCUCUCUAUGGUUCCCCGCCGCCUAGAGGCGGCUCCGCGCGGGCCGGAGGCCGCUUCCUGUUCUCGCUGGUCGGCGCUUCCGGCUGGGCCUGGCCCCGGGGAGAAGCGGAGGGGCCGGGCCGGGCCGGCGUGGGGAGCGCAGCGGCUUUUCAGCACCGUGAGAGCCAGGCCCCACCGGGGGUCUUUCUGGAUUUCCCACAAUGGUGUCAGUUACAAUGGCUACAUCCGAGUGGAUUCAGUUCUUUAAGGAAGCUGGCAUUCCUCCAGGCCCUGCUGUCAACUACGCAGUUGUGUUUGUGGAUAACAGAAUCCAGAAGAACAUGCUGCUGGACCUGAACAAGGAGAUCAUGAAUGAGCUAGGGAUCACGGUGGUGGGGGAUAUUAUCGCUAUCCUCAAGCACGCUAAAGUUGUUUACAGACAGGAGAUGUGCAAGGCCGCUACUGAAUCGGUGUCCUCCAACCAGCCCAGUAUGCAGUCAGAGCUCCGCAGGAACGCCACCAGCGCCGCCACCCGUAUGAUCGCUAACAGCUUAAGCCGAGAUUCGCCACCUGCCACCCCUGUCCGAAGACCUGACACCAGUACGUCCAAAAUCUCUGUUACCGUGUCCAACAAAAUGGCUGUGAAGAAUGCAAAAGCAGCGUUAUGCGAUCCAGCGGACGAGAGCCUGGUGGGCCCGGUGAAACGACGGCGAGUUACAGCGGAGAUGGAAGGGAAGUACAUCAUCAACAUGCCAAAAGGUACCACGCCCAGGACUAAGAAAAUCCUGGAACAGCAGGCAGCAAAAGGUACCCCUGGUGUGCCCAGGACGUCUGUGUUUGACCGGCUGGGAGCUGAGAUGAAGGCAGACACAACCACAGGGAAUAAGCCGACAGGGGUCUUCAGCCGACUGGGGGACGCGCUGGAGGCGGAGGAGGACAAAGCCACGGAGAGUGACGACGACUGCUCCGUCCUGCAGUAUGCUGGGGUCCUGAAGACGCUCUCCAAGCCUUUACGCAAGGAACGUGCCCAACCAGGAGUAACCAUCAAAGCAAAAGCCACGAGCUCGGAGGCAAAACCAGCUGUGACGACCAUUCGGCGACUUGGCAACAAGAGCUCCAGCCUGGCGGUGAAGGAAAAGAAGCCGGAAUCAGCGUCCAAAGUCAGCGUCAUCCAGAGACUGGGCAAGCCCUCCCUGCCCACCGAGGCCCAGGACAGCAGCGUCACCAGCACGAAGAACAAGGCUGCGCCGCAGUUCAGGGUCACGCUAAAGAGGACUUUGGGUAGCGCGAAGGUUCUUGCCUGUAUCUAGGAAGUAGCAUCUCGAGGUCUCCGUACAGAGAUAAUACGGAGCGGGGACACUGUGCUGGAACUCUUGAGCCUAAGAGGGUUUCCUAGCAACCUAUAAAACCAAACGGAAGGGCUCCAGCCUGUUUGAAUGUUGUCAGUCCAAGAGUAUUAAUCUGAGCCCACGGGAGAUGUCUCUUCUCCUUCCUCCUCACACCUGCUCUUGUGCAAACAUUUCUGAGUCCCUGUGCUAGCAUCACUCCAUCUGCCUCGGCCAGUACAGCAUUACACUUGUAUUCCAGGCAUGCGGUUCCCCCCGCAUCUGGGCAGAUCUCGCACUCUGAGUGCGGCAUGGAUUCAAACAGGUCCGUGGGCAGCUCCAGAGUCUGCCAGGAACAUGCUAAGAGUAUGCGUGGCCUGGAUUGGUUUGGCCAGUUCAAGAAGAAAUAUUUUGUUUGUGGGGGAUGGGGAGAUAUUUUGUUCAGACUUCAGUGGCCAGUUGCCCUCAGGUGUAAAAGAAGCACAGUUCUGCCCAGGGCCGGCUUUCUCUUGGGAUUUCCCAGCUCAGAGUCAAUCGGCCUCGUCCCCAGAGGCUAGAUACUGGCGUUGCUUUCCAGGAGGCAGCAUAACUGCCCUCUCCUGACGGGAUUUCAGCCCCCUCGUGCUGCGAGGUUUGGUUUUGGGUGGCACAGAGAUUCAGCAGUGAAGUAAUUUUGCACAUGGCAGAUGUCUUGGCUUGAUUACUUCUCAGCUUCUCUGUCCCCAGGGCAGGCAACAGGCCUUGCUCCCCUUCCUAAAAGGCAGGACUCCUUUGUGUAGGGAGACUAGCCCAUUGUCAGCCUGGGACAGGAGCCAGGGUCACUCCCAUGCUGUGUGGUGGCCCCCGUGCCGAGUGGACACGUGUCUGUAUCAAAGAGCCACCGGUGCAGUUGGUGCUGUCACUCCUGGGGACGCCUGUGCAGAGAGGCUGAGGGCUGAGUCCUGACAGCAAGCUCCUCUCUCCUCUCUAGGGCAGAAUAUAGCAUACGGCAGGGGCAGCUUGUCCUGUUCCGUGGGGAGUCGUGGGCUGUCAGGCUGUGGGCCGGCUGGUUCAGAGGGCUCUGUUUGUGCUCCCGUCUUCCCCUCACGAAAAGGGGUUGCUCCUCCCAAGUACGGACGGGGUUUAAUGCCUGUCAGGCUAGCUGGGCAGCUGUGAGGAGUUCCCAGACAAAGCUUGGCGGUGUGCCGAGAGGGGUUCCCUGCGGGAGCCCCAGACUAAGGUGGUCACAUGCAGCCCACAGACCUGGAGCGUGGCAUGCAGCCGCACUCCUCCACCCUCCGCUGGUGAGUGCUGCACGAUAUUCGGAUAAGGAGCCCUAGGUCCGUGCUAAGUGGGUUAUCUUGCUAAAGAGAGUGGACUGGCCCCAGCCGUCUUGGCUGGGAGCGUCUGCGGGACGUGGCACCGGAGCAAAGAUGAGUGGCUGCUGUUGGCCUCCUUACCAACUGAUUAAAUGCGGUGGUCGCUGUGGACCACCUGUGCCCUAAAACCAGGGCUGUGUUAGCCUGCCACGUCGGGUGGCUUCAGGUCUCUGUGUGUUGGUGCUGAGCCGAGGCGCUGGCCUGAAGGACUGACUGUUAAUCCAAACAACAAUUCUUCCUUCUUUUAUCUACUGUUCUUAAGCCAAACCGCAGGUUUAAUGUCUCUGGUUUAGGUCUCCUCAGGAGAUCCUGUCCCUUUUUUUGCUGUGGGUUUACUGCAGCCCUUUAGCUUGUCUAGUUUAGAAUCGGUUUUUAAGUGGUUGCCUGUAUUGGCCUUUCUGUUUGUUCUGAAGCGCUGACUUUUCUUGUGACACCCGCUUUGCAGGUGCCGUCGGCUUUAAAACACAAGUGUUCUGCUGGGGGACUCUUUGCUGCAGGCUGUUUCUGAGGGGAGGGGAUGGGGUCAUUGGAUCCAAGAAAGGGAAGUUUGGGUGUGUCCUCCCCCCGCCCCCCCAAGACACAAUAGGAAAGUUGGCAUAACCCAUUUCUGGGGGGUUUCGUCGUGCUUUCGAAAGGAGGGGUCCGUGUUCUGAAUGUUUUUAGACUAUUCGAGGCAAAACACUUUUUUUAAGGAGGAGAAUGAAAUCUGCGCACAGGCUACGUUGUGCAGUCAGCCGCCGGGAGGUGGUAGAGAUUUCUGUAAUGCACUCAGGGCACAUGCCGGGAUUCUUCAAGGAUUUGACAUGCUGUUGCAAUAAAGCAUAAAAAAAGCCAUACUCCUCUCACCCCUCCUUGGGCUUUAAUGGAUCUCUGCUGCUCGGCAAUCCCUCUGGUUGCGUUUAAAGCAAGAUUCAUGGUCUGGGGUCCUGUGCGGCUAGGGAUAGUACUGUCGACCUACUCAGCACCUCCAGAGCCUCAGUGUGAAAAGGGCUGCACAGCGGUGGAUGUUACCCUCCCACUCCCUCUCGCAGAUAAACUGCUACCCAGAGUGCAGCGGUGACCUGCCCAAGGAAGGGCCCUGGCAAAUCUGGGGGCGGGGGCAGGGACCGGGGUCCUAGGCCCAGGUUGAGAUAUCCGGCUCUUGCUCCUAGAGACUAACCCGCCCCCUCCUGCCCAGGAUGCUCAAAACGUUUUACCCCUAGCAGUUGUGCGGGGGUGGGGGGUUGUGCUUUAUUGAACAGGUUUUCCAUUGACUGUGCUCCCUGGGCCAAAACUACCACGCCGUUGCCCACCAGCGUGCGUGAGACUCGUCUCCUCCGGCGCCUGGCAAAAGAAAAUCCGAGGGUUUUAAUUAACACUUGUCCUCCUGCUCCUGCUCUUCGCCAGAUCCCCCAGCAAGAAGGGAGCGUUCUGAGCAGCUGGUGUGACCUGUCUAACCCACCUGCCCUCACAGCUGUUGCUCCAUCCUUCCCGCCCUGUGCUGCUUUCACUCAGCGAGCUCUUUACCGAGAAUGUUGCUGAGUUCUGCCCCUCUCUUCCCCUGCGGGGGAGGCUGCCUUCUCUGCUUCCUGUGCCAAGGGGUAGGGUAGCAGUGCUGGUAAGCAUCUGCUGUGUCCCACCCUGCCCUGGGGCGAGGAAGGGAUGUAUGGAAUAGAUACUGUCAAGUGUGUAGGAUGCUACCCAAGAAUUGUGAUGUGUUGCAACUGCACUGUAGCAAACACUCCUACAUGGGAUCCCUAGGCUGAUUUCA